Molecule: messenger RNA, 1392 nt
Organism: Cheilinus undulatus (humphead wrasse)
Lineage: Eukaryota; Metazoa; Chordata; Actinopteri; Labriformes; Labridae
Product: intermediate filament protein ON3-like
Exons: 9
Coding region: 1-1392 (463 amino acids)
Biological process (GO): intermediate filament organization; keratinization
Cellular component (GO): keratin filament
Molecular function (GO): structural constituent of skin epidermis
Source: RefSeq, a predicted model, not a curated record
AUGAUGAGGAAGGCAUACUCAGUCAGCAGCUCCAGUGGCGGCAGCACCAGGAGGUCUUUUGCUGGGCCAGGAAGCAGCUAUUCAGUGAAAAGGACCAGCUAUGGGGUCGGUUCUAGCAUUGGUUCUGGGAUGUCCUCCAUGGGUGGGAGCUCCGCUGGUUUUGAGUUUUCUUCUGGCCAAACAGCAGGCUGUUACAUCGCUCCACUGAUCACAGCUGUCCAGGUAAACAAGAGCCUGCUGACCCCUCUGAGCCUGGAGAUUGACCCCACCAUCCAGGCUGUCCGCACCCAGGAGAAGGAGCAGAUCAAGACCCUCAACAACCGUUUCGCCUCCUUCAUUGACAAGGUGCGUUUCCUGGAGCAGCAGAACAAGAUGCUGGAGACCAAAUGGAGUCUCCUGCAGGAACAGACCACCACCCGCUCAAACAUCGAAGGCAUGUUUGAGGCCUACAUCGCCAACCUGCGCAGACAGCUGGAAGGGCUGGGCAAUGAGAAGGUCAAGCUGGAGGGCGAGCAGAAGAACAUGCAGCUCCUGGUUGAGGACUUCAAGAGGAAGUAUGAAGAUGAAAUCAACAAACGAGCAUCUGCUGAGAACGAAUUUGUGCUACUGAAGAAGGAAGUUGACGCUGCCUACAUGGACAAAGUGGAGCUGGAGGCCAGAGUUGAUGCUCUUCAGGAUGAAAUCAACUUCCUCAGGGCUGUCUAUGAGGCUGAACUCCGUGAGCUUCAGGGCCAGAUCAAGGACACCUCCGUCAUCGUGGAGAUGGACAACAGCCGCAACCUGGACAUGGACGCUAUUGUGGCUGAAGUGCGUGCACAGUAUGAGGACAUUGCCAACAAAAGCAAGGCUGAUGCAGAAUCCUGGUACAAACAGAAGUAUGAGGAGAUGCAGACCUCUGCUGGACAGUAUGGCGAUGACCUUCGCACAACCAAAGUUGAGAUCGCUGAGCUUAACCGUAUGAUUGCCCGUCUUACGAAUGAGAUCGAUGCCGUUAAAGGACAGAGAACCAGUCUCGAGGCUCAGAUUGCGGACGCUGAGGAGCGUGGUGAGCUGGCCGUAAAAGACGCCAAACUCCGCAUCAGGGAUCUGGAGGAUGCUCUGCAGAGAGCCAAGCAAGACAUGGCCCGCCAGGUGCGAGAAUACCAGGAGCUGAUGAACGUCAAACUGGCCCUGGACAUCGAAAUUGCCACCUACAGGAAACUGCUGGAAGGAGAAGAGGACAGGCUGGCCAGUGGAGGAUCCAACGCAACCAUCCACGUCCAGCAGUCCUCUGGAGGAUUCUCAAGCGCCAGCUCCAGUGGUGGAUUUGGUUUCGGUGGAGCUUAUGGUGGCAUUGGUGCCCCUGUUGUCAAGUCCUCUGUUUCAUCAGUCAGUUCCAGGAGAGUCUAUUAA